Leishmania major strain Friedlin is the source of this 393-nucleotide messenger RNA. Its product is annotated as putative RNA-binding protein. The transcript has a single exon. Bases 1 to 393 code for a protein of 130 amino acids. Lineage: Eukaryota; Euglenozoa; Kinetoplastea; Trypanosomatida; Trypanosomatidae. Gene Ontology annotation, molecular function: RNA binding. The record is from RefSeq and is a predicted model, not a curated record.
AUGACAGUCAACAACAGCAACAACAACAACAACGGCGAGAGGCUGGGCAGUGGCACGGCUCGCCUGUUCGUUGGUCAGCUGAACUUUGACGCCACCGAGCAUGAUCUCCGCCAGAUCUUCUCCUUUUAUGGCCACGUCAUUCACACAAACGUGCUGCGCGAUGCGGACGGCAAGAGCACCGGCAGCGGCUUCGUCACGUUUCGCGUCACAGACGAGGCGGACUUCGCCAUCAUGUCCAUGCACGAUCGCUACAACAUGGGCCGGGAGAAGCCGCUGCAGGUGUCCUACUGCCGCCGCAGCGAGCGUAUCUCGCCGUUUGGGUACGAACAUGCAAUGAAACUGCGGGAGAAGAACACCACCAACCCUCCACCGCCCCAGCCGACGUCAUCGUGA